Molecule: messenger RNA, 1848 nt
Organism: Melitaea cinxia (Glanville fritillary)
Lineage: Eukaryota; Metazoa; Arthropoda; Insecta; Lepidoptera; Nymphalidae
Gene: Hip14
Product: palmitoyltransferase Hip14
Exons: 7
Coding region: 1-1848 (615 amino acids)
Biological process (GO): protein palmitoylation
Cellular component (GO): Golgi membrane
Molecular function (GO): protein binding; palmitoyltransferase activity
Source: RefSeq, a predicted model, not a curated record
AUGUACGACAGCACGUGCGGCGCCGCCGCUACAGGACAAUGCGGCAAGCCGCAGCGCGAGGGCGACGGGCCGCCGCCGCGCGAGCCCCCGCCGGCGCCUCUGGAGCGCGAUUACAGUGGCUUCGAUAUUGUUAAAGCAACGCAGUACGGGGCCUUUGCUCGAGUGAAAGAGUUAGUCGAGGCUGGCUGGGAUGUGAAUCAACCCGACCACGAAACUGUAACACUCCUACACUGGGCCGCUAUCAACAAUAGACGGGAGAUCAUCGAGUACCUGCUGUCGAAGGGCGCGAAGGUGGACGCCAUCGGCGGCGAGCUGCAGUCGACGCCGCUACACUGGGCCACGCGGCAGGGCCACCUGGAGGCCACGGUGCUGCUGGUGCGCGCCGGCGCCGACCCCGCGCUGCGGGACGCGGAGGGCUGCGCCUGCCUGCACCUGGCGGCGCAGUUCGGCCACACGGCCGUCGUGGCCUACCUGGUGGCGCGCGGCGUGCCGCCCGACGAGCCCGACGCCGGCGGCAUGACGCCGCUCAUGUGGGCCUGCUGGAAGGUGGCGGCCGUCGACCCCGCGCGCCUGCUGCUCACGCUGGGCGCGGCCACCAACCCGGUCGACCGCUCGCACGGCAACACGGCGCUGCACUGGGCCAUCCUGGCGCGCAACACCACGGCCAUCACCACGCUCAUCCUCUACGGCAACGCCAGCCUGGACGUGCCCAACCUCCGCGGGGUGACGCCGCUCACGAUGCUGCAGAGUAGCGCGGACUCGCUAUGGGUCGGCUCUAAAGUUUCCGACAAAAUAAAAGAACACGCUGUGAUAUCUUCUAAGAAGAAUAUUUUUCGCCGAUUGGCUUACGACAGAAAAUUCCGUUGGUGGUGCGUGGUGAGCAUCCCAUUCCUGGCGUUCUACCUCACGGGCCUGGUGCUGGAGAUGGACGUGAUGUAUCCGCUCAAGGCCUUCCUCCUCGUCUGCUUCUACGCCUUGCUCCACUUCCUGACUAACGCUCUCUUUGACGACGACCUCAAGAAUAUAUUUCCUCUCAGCGUCUAUCUAGCGACUAAGGUGUGGUUCUACAUCACGUGGCUGGCGUUCAUCGCGCCGGUGGUGAGCGGCGCCGCCACGGCCGGCUUCCUGCUGAGCUCGCUGGCGCUCUGGUACACCUUCCUGCGCUCCUGGCGCAGCGACCCCGGCGUCAUCACCGCCAGCCGCGCCGACAAGUUCCGCACCAUCAUCGAGCUGUCGGAGCGCGGCGGCGCCGGCGGCGGCUUCGAGCCGGCGCGCUUCUGCUCCGCCUGCCUGCUGCGGCGCCCGCUGCGCUCCAAGCACUGCUCCGUGUGCAACCGCUGCGUGGCCAAGUUCGACCACCACUGCCCCUGGGUCGCCAACUGCAUCGGCGCCGAGAACCACCGGUACUUCGUCGGUUUCCUGGUGAGCCUGGUGGUGAUGUGCGCGUGGAUGCUGUGGGGCGCGGCGCGCGCGUUCGCGGCCCGCUGCGGCGCGGCGGGCGGGCCGGGCGCGCUGCUCGCGUGGGCCAGCUGCGACCCCUGGCUCGCCUGGGUGUCGCUGAACGCCGCCUUCCACCUGUUCUGGGUGACGGUGCUGGCGUGCUGCCAGCUGUACCUCGUGGUGUGCCUCGGCAUGACGACCAACGAGCAGCUGAACCGCGGGCGCUACCGGCACUUCCAGGCGCGCGGCGGGCGCUCGCCCUUCUCGCGCGGCCCGCUCAACAACCUGGCGGACUUCCUGGGCUGCGGCCUGUGCGGGCUGCAGCCGCGCGCCCGCGACUGGGCGGCCGCCGGCCUGGACGACGACGCGGACGACGCGCCCAUGCUGUCGCCGCACCACUACGUGUGA